Molecule: messenger RNA, 1797 nt
Organism: Neohortaea acidophila
Lineage: Eukaryota; Fungi; Ascomycota; Dothideomycetes; Mycosphaerellales; Teratosphaeriaceae
Product: ALG6, ALG8 glycosyltransferase family-domain-containing protein
Exons: 1
Coding region: 1-1797 (598 amino acids)
Biological process (GO): protein N-linked glycosylation
Cellular component (GO): endoplasmic reticulum membrane
Molecular function (GO): dolichyl pyrophosphate Man9GlcNAc2 alpha-1,3-glucosyltransferase activity
Source: RefSeq, a predicted model, not a curated record
AUGCCGUCCACGCCCUCAUCCCACAAGCCGCGCAAGAAGCGGAGAGCGGACAUCUCUUCCAACAGCUCCAACGGAACCGUCGCCAUCGAUGUCCAGUCCAAACAAGAAAAGCCCGCCUUCCCCCUCGUGGCUUUCUUCUGGCCCGCGCGAACUGCCACCUCCCAAUGGGUCAUCUUAUCCUGUAUCUUCAUGGUCGUUGGCCUCUUCCGCUGGUGCACCGCCAUCUGGCCAUAUUCGGGUUAUCGCAAACCGCCUAUGCAUGGCGACUUCGAGGCACAGCGGCAUUGGCUGGAGAUCACAGUCGGCCUGCCCAUGACCCACUGGUAUUUCCAUGACCUGCAGUGGUGGGGUCUGGAUUAUCCGCCUUUGACGGCAUAUCACAGCUGGAUCCUGGGCAAGGUUGGAUCGCUGAUCAAUCCCGACUGGUUCGCGCUGUAUCUCUCGCGAGCCCUGGAUGAUGCGGAUCUGAAGGUGUUCAUGCGCGCGACGGUCAUGGUGUCGGAGUAUCUGGUUUACGUCCCUGCUGUUGUCAUAUGCGGGAGACAUAUGGCCAGGCUGCAUAACAUCAAUCCGUGGGAGCUGUCGAUAGCUUUGACUGCGAUAUUGAUGCAGCCUGCUACCAUGCUCAUUGACCACGGACAUUUCCAAUACAACACUGUCAUGCUGGGCUUUGUGCUCGCUUCCAUGUCCAACAUGCUCGCUGGCCGGCCACUCUGGAGCUGCGUAUGCUUUGUCGCCGCACUGGGCUUCAAACAGAUGGCUCUAUUCUACGCGCCUGCCGUUGCCGCUUAUCUUGCUGGAUCAUGCUUAUUCCCACGAAUCAGGCUGUUCCGUCUGAUCUGCAUUGCGGCCACGACACUGGCGUCUUUCGCCCUGCUUUACCUCCCACUACUACUGGGAACUCUCUACGACAACCGCCGAAACGUACCACUACCCACCGACAUUCAACUCCCACCUCUCCUCUCGGCCCUACCGUUCGACCUUGCGGAAUCCGCGUGGUACUACCCCUACGUGCUCCAGCUGGCCCAAUCAAUCCACCGCAUCUUCCCCUUCUCGCGCGGCCUCUUCGAAGACAAGGUCGCCAACAUCUGGUGCGCAAUCCACAGCUCCGGCGUGCACAAACUGCACAACUACUCCUCCUCUCUGCUCUCCCGCGCAGCUCUCGGCCUCACCCUCCUCUCCAUCCUGCCGCCAUGCACCAUCAUCUUCUUCAAACCCAAGAAGGUACUCACACCCCUUGCCCUAGCAGUGACAGCGUGGGGCUUCUUCCUCUGCUCGUACCAGGUGCACGAGAAGAACGUGCUGCUCCCCCUUCUCCCCAUGACCAUGCUACUGGCGUCUGAAGGCGGGAUGAAACCCUCCACCAGGGCUUGGGUGGGCUACGCAAAUAUCCUGGCUUGCUGGACUCUUUUCCCCCUUCUCGUGCGGGACGGACUGCGCAUCCCGUACUUCGUUCUCAGCCUCGUCUUCGCCUAUCUCCUCGGCCUCCCUCCCGUCAGCUUCGAGUUGUACACCGCUUCUGCUACUCCGGACGGUGCGGGGCUGCAUUGGUUCGCCAAGAUUCUGCAUCUCGGGACUUACCUUGCAUGCAUCGCUUGGCACGUCGUCGAGGCCUUCUUCCUGCCGCCGACGAACAAGCCGGAUCUGUUCGUGGUGGCGAAUGUCUGCGUUGGCGCUGCGGGUUUUGGCGUCUGCUACUUGUGGUGCUUGUGGCGACUGCUGUCUGAGAGUGGUAUACUGCAAGAUCUUGGUCUUGUGAAGAAGGAAAAGCUGGAUGAUGAUCGCAAGCGGCAAUGA